This is a messenger RNA of Musa acuminata subsp. malaccensis (wild Malaysian banana), 1333 nucleotides long. The record is from RefSeq and is a predicted model, not a curated record. NCBI's taxonomy places the organism in Eukaryota, Viridiplantae, Streptophyta, Magnoliopsida, Zingiberales, Musaceae.
GGGCCUCUGUGGAUGACUGUCGGAUGGAGGCUGAAUGCAAGAGUGUCCACGAUCCGUUCUACUGUCAUCACCAACGAGGCAACUUCAGCCGCCAUUUCAUGUCGAUGAAGCCUGCGAUGAUCGGCGCCAAGGCAGAGCGGCGCGUGCUUUUCCCGGGGCCUAUCGUCGUCGGGGCUGGGCCGUCGGGGUUGGCGGUCGCCGCCUGCCUCAAGGACAAAGGCAUUCCCAGCUUGAUCUUCGAACGAUCCAACUGCAUCGCAUCGCUGUGGCAACUCCGGACGUACGACCGCCUCCGCCUCCACCUCCCGAAGCGGUUCUGCGAGCUCCCCCUGUUGCCGUUCCCCUCGUGGUUCCCGACGUACCCCACCAAGCAGCAGUUCGUCGCCUACCUCGAGGCCUACGUGCGGCAAUUCGACAUCCAGCCCGUGUUCAACGCCUCGGUGGUGGCCGCCGAGUACGACGCCGCCGCCGGCUUCUGGAGGGUGAGGACGGUGUCGUCGGGAGGAGGAAGCGAGAAGGAGAGGACCGAGUACGUGUGCCGGUGGGUGGUGGUGGCUACUGGCGAGAACGCCGAGGCCGUCGUGCCGGAGAUCGCCGGGUUGGAAGAGUUCAAGGGGCCCGUCGUGCACACAAGCUUGUACAGGAGGGGCGACGUGUACCGCAACAAGAGAGUGCUCGUCGUCGGCUGCGGCAACUCGGGGAUGGAGGUCUCCUUGGAUCUCUGCAACCACAAUGCGCACCCUUCCAUGGUCGUAAGAGACUCGGUGCACAUCCUGCCCCGGGAGAUGCUCGGCCGCUCCACGUUCGGGCUGUCCAUGUGGCUCCUCAAGUGGCUCUCCGUGAAGACGGUGGAUCGAUUCCUGCUGUUCGUCGCACGCCUCGUGCUCGGUGACACAUCAAAAUUUGGCCUCCGCCGGCCCCAGCUCGGCCCCCUCGAGUUGAAAUCCCACUCCGGCAAGACCCCGGUCCUCGACGUCGGCACCCUAGCAAAGAUCAAGUCUGGGGACAUUAAGGUUCGUCGAGUGCGCCCUGCCGUAAGGCGGAUCAUGGAACAUGGAGCAGAAUUCGCCGAUGGCACGGUGGAAGAAUUCGACGUGGUAAUCUUGGCAACCGGCUACCAGAGCAACGUACCUCGUUGGCUACAAGAGAGGGAGUUCUUCUCGGAGAAGGAUGGGUUGCCGAGGAGGCCAUUCCCAAACGGAUGGAAAGGGCGGAACGGACUCUACGCGGUCGGCUUCACCAAACGAGGCUUGCUUGGAGCAUCACUGGAUGCAUUGAGGAUUGCUCAAGAUAUCGAGCUAUGCUGCAAGACCGACGAGAACUGUCGCUAAUG